Chaetomium fimeti is the source of this 2021-nucleotide messenger RNA. RefSeq lists its product as uncharacterized. The coding region runs from base 288 to 2021 and encodes 577 amino acids. Gene Ontology annotation, molecular function: CoA-ligase activity. The transcript has 7 exons. The record is from RefSeq and is a predicted model, not a curated record. NCBI's taxonomy places the organism in Eukaryota, Fungi, Ascomycota, Sordariomycetes, Sordariales, Chaetomiaceae.
AGCCAGCAUGACCAAAUGCCAAAGAGGGCAACGACUUUCAUAGCCUCGUCCUCAACCUUUCGCUCACCCUCGCCUUCUGUCGCUUUCUUCAGCAUCACCGUCGAUAAAGUGAGGUUACCGAAUUACUACCCGCAGUCGGUCUCUCACAGCCCGGCUAAUUCGGUCCUCUUCUCUAUCCCUAUCCUCCUCCCAGACUCCAAAAACCGCAGUAUCCGGUCGCGUGAGAGAACGGGGGAUCACCACCGAAAGAAAGGAGGGAAAUUGAACACAUCGAGAACAGCGGAAACAUGGUAUUCUAUCCUCCACCAUGGGUCCCAAAGCUCCCGUUUGACCCUCCCGACUCGGUCACCAUCGGGGAAUUCAUGAAAAGCGAAAUCUAUGGCCGGUGUCCCAUCUCCAAAAGCCGAAACCCCUUCACCUGCGGCCUCACUGGGAGAACAUACACUGUUACCGAGUCGCACCAGCGCGCCGAUCUCAUUGCGAAAGCAUUGUCCAAGAUCAUGGGCUGGGAGCCGAAUGCCGACUCUCCCUGGGACAAGGUGGUUGCCGUAUUCUCUUUCAAUACCAUCGACUACCUUUCAGUGCUGAAUGCUGUGCACCGCUUGUCCGGUAUCGCCACGCCCGCCAAUGUCGCAUACUCGGCAGAGGAGCUGGAACACCAGCUCAGGUCUUCGGGAGCCAAGGCGCUCUUCACAUGCGUGCCCGUGUUAGAGACAGCGCUCAAGGCUGCCAAAGCAGUGGGGAUACCAGAGGACAAGAUCUUCAUCAUGGACCUCCCCCACCACUCUCAGAAACCCCCGUUCAAAACGGUCGACGACUUCGUGGAGAUGGGCCGCUCCGUUCCAGAGUUGGAGCCUCUGAGAUGGGUUAAAGGUCAGGGCGCGCGCCAGACGGCAUUCCUCUGCUACUCUAGCGGCACCUCCGGUUUGCCUAAAGCUGUCAUGAUCUCGCACCAAAAUGUCAUCGCCAACACGAUGCAAUACUGCAUCUUCGAAGAUGUAGCGAGAAGGCAGCUGGGUAUCGAGACCCAGGUGGAACUCGGCCUGCUCCCCUUCAGCCAUAUCUACGGCCUUGUGGUGGUUGCUCACUCGGCGACAUGGCGUGGUGACGAAGUCAUCGUGUUGCCCAAGUUUGACCUUACCGAUUAUCUCCAGGCCAUUGAGCGGUUCAAGAUCAACCAUAUUCUUAUCGUUCCCCCCAUCGUCGUUCGCAUGUUGAGCAGCAGAGACAUUCUCAAAAAGUACGACCUCAGCAGCAUCAGGUUGAUCUUCACAGGGGCGGCGCCACUGGGGAAGGAGACGUCUGAUGAACUCCUCCGUCUCUAUCCCAAUUGGCGCAUCGGUCAGGGCUACGGCUUGACCGAGUCCUCAACCGUGGUGUGCUCGACGAGCGAGCACGACAUCUGCGCCGGGACCUCCGGCUCCCUGAUGCCCGGGACACGAGCCAAGAUCGUCGACCCCAACGGCAAGGAGAUCAACGACUACGGCAAGCCCGGCGAGCUGGUCGUGCAGUCGCCGUCCGUCACGCUGGGCUACCUGAACAACGAGAAGGCCACAGCUGAGGCCUUCAUCUGGGACGAAGAUGGGCGGUGGCUGAAGACGGGCGACGAGGUCAUCGUGACCAAGGCCGACAGCGGAUACGAGCACAUCACCAUCGUAGACCGCCUCAAGGAGCUGAUCAAGGUCAAGGGCCACCAAGUCGCCCCCGCCGAACUCGAAGCGCACCUCCUCACGCACCCGGCAGUGGACGACUGCGCCGUGAUCUCGGUGCCCGACGCGCGGGACGGCGAGGCGCCCAAGGCGUUCGUGGUGACGCCCGCGGCGAUGGCGUCGCGCAGCGGCGCCGAGAUGGCGGCCGAGAUCAGCAAGCACGUGCAGGACCACAAGGCGCACUACAAGUGGCUCAAGGGCGGCAUCGAGUUCAUCGACGCCAUCCCCAAGAGCCCGAGCGGCAAGAUCCUGCGCCGGUUGUUGAGGGACAAGGAGAGGGAGGCGAGGCGGGGGAAGGGGGCGAAGUUGUGA